GCUCCCCUUCCCCGCGCCCGCCAUGCGCCCGCUCUUCGCGGUGGGCCUGGUGUUCGCCGGCUGCUGCAGUAACGUGAUCUUCCUGGAGCUCCUGGUCAGGAGGCAUCCAGGAUGCGGGAACAUUGUGACAUUUGCACAAUUUUUAUUUAUUGCUGUGGAAGGCUUCCUCUUUGAAGCCAAUUUGGGGAGGAAGCAGCCAGCUAUCCCAAUAAGAUACUAUGCCGUCAUGGUGACCAUGUUCUUCACGGUCAGCGUGGUGAACAACUAUGCCCUGAACCUCAACAUCGCCAUGCCCCUGCACAUGAUAUUUAGAUCCGGUUCUCUAAUUGCCAACAUGAUUCUAGGGAUUAUCAUUUUGAAGAAAAGAUACAGUAUAUUCAAAUAUGCUUCCAUUGCCCUGGUUUCUGUGGGGAUAUUUAUUUGCACUUCCAUGUCAGCAAAGCAGGUGACUUCCCAGUCCAGCUUGAGUGAGAAUGAAGGAUUCCAGGCAUUUACAUGGUGGUUACUAGGGAUUGGGGCACUGACGUUCGCACUCCUGAUGUCCGCGAGGAUGGGCAUCUUCCAAGAGACUCUAUACAAACAGUUUGGGAAACAUUCCAAGGAGGCUUUGUUUUAUAAUCAUGCCCUUCCACUGCCUGGAUUCAUCUUCUUGGCUUCUGACAUUUAUGACCAUGCAGCUCUUUUCAAUAAGUCUGAAUUAUAUCAAGUUCCGGUUGUUGGUGUGGCAAUGCCCAUCAUGUGGUUCUACCUCCUCAUGAAUGUCAUCACUCAAGAAGGGGUGGAAGGACUGGGGACCAGAUCAAGUAGAGAACCCUUUCACUGUGUGGCACUGGCUGGGCACCUUGUGUGUCUUCAUUGGGACGCUCAUGUACACAGAGGUGUGGAACAACCUGGGGAUCACAAGAAGCCAGCCUCAGAAGGACAAGAAGAACUGAGGCCUGCCUGGGAGACCAGGGUCUGGCUCAGGUCUGGCUGCCAUUUCUCUCUGUUAAUGAGAAUUACCCCUGCGCUGAACCACCACGUACCAGAGAAUCUAUCUACUAUUGAACAACCAUUUGUUUACCAAAAUACACAGUACUGUACUUGUUUAUUGAGUCCCAGAGCUACUCGUUUUAUAUCCAUGGUCUUGCACAAGACUAUCCGUUUUGUUGUUGUUCUGAUGAUUCUCUGCCAUACAACCAUUGUCUCGUGUCCUCAUGCUUUGGUCUGUCACGUUCCACUUUUCAGUCAGCCAGACGCUCCUGGCAUCAUCGUCAGGAACAACUGAGUGACCAAGUGAAGUGAGACACUGGUGACACUGGGCUGGACUUCCUCCAGCUUGUUGGGAACGAGGCAGUGGUCUCUGUGAGCUGAGUCCUGGAGCAGGACUGGUGGGAACCCUUUGCAAGUGUGCAGGUUAAGUCUUUGAAAGGCUUCUUAAGCAAGAAGGUUGAACUCUGCCUGGCGAUUCUGAUAGAAUCAUAGGCUGGGAGUAAAGUAUGGUGUAUAAAUUCAGGUCAAAUUGCAACUAAAAUGGAAAGUUUUUCUUAUUUUUCUA
This is a messenger RNA of Myotis davidii, 1537 nucleotides long. It is a transcript of the gene SLC35B4, whose product is annotated as solute carrier family 35 (UDP-xylose/UDP-N-acetylglucosamine transporter), member B4. The transcript has 12 exons. Gene Ontology annotation, cellular component: Golgi membrane; endoplasmic reticulum membrane. Gene Ontology annotation, molecular function: UDP-xylose transmembrane transporter activity; UDP-N-acetylglucosamine transmembrane transporter activity. Gene Ontology annotation, biological process: transmembrane transport. The record is from RefSeq and is a predicted model, not a curated record. NCBI's taxonomy places the organism in Eukaryota, Metazoa, Chordata, Mammalia, Chiroptera, Vespertilionidae. The coding region runs from base 23 to 1267 and encodes 414 amino acids.